ACAACUUCAACUUUUCCGGCGGGAGCUUCGAAUUUGGGGAUUUCUUUUCUAAGCCAUCUCGAUUUAAUUGAAGGAUUCUAUCGUGUUCGUCUGGGUUAGGGAAAGCGGUUCCUUUAGUUUCCAAGCUUCGAAUCUGCCCGAAUUGACUCCAAUCGUCAUCCACAUGUUUCCCGCCAUUGGCAAAUUUGUAAAUUCCAGUUUCCGACGAAGGAAACCUAGAAUCCGGCGACCAAAAAUUGAAAUUGGGGAAUUGCGAUUAUGGCAGUUUCGUACCGUUUUAUGCGCACCUACACCAUCCUUUGACACCCAUGAAUCGAUUCCAAGCAUUCGACUGGAUCGAAUCACACUCAAAAGUCGCAACCAAUUCAGCUUUCUCGUAUUUGUUGUUCGUCCCGUUUUGUCAUGAAUUUGACAAAUCGGGCAUUUUCGAUUUGCCUCUCAUCCCCAUUCGACUCGUUCUACACGUUCCUUCCACCCUCCCAAACUCGCCCCCAUCAAUCGAUUGGGUUGAUUUAGCCUAAAUCUUCUCAACCGAUCUGGCCAGAAUCUCAUCACGUUUUGUCGUUUCCAGAGGCGUUGCGAAUCGGAUUUGUCCCAUCGAAUCAAUGGGAUUCAACUCAGUUUCGAUGAAAUCAAUCCUGGAUCAUCCAAAAACAUGUUGGAAAGCUCAGUGUGGCUCACCUCGCUCCCCGGACUUCCACCCAAAACACUCCCAUUCGUGCUUUGCUCCCACGAUGAAGAACAGAGGUCUCCAACCACUUCUUCAACGCACUGGAACUCCAGCUUCUGCAUUGGAGGAUCCCCACUUAAAUUUUCCAUUUCCUUUGCUCGCUCCUCCUCGUCUUGGAGCUUUUGCAACAGGGUGGCCUGAUCUUCAACAGCUUCUUCUGGCGAUAGAAGCUUUAGAGCAAAAAUCUUUCCGCAAUUCCGCAAUCUGAUUCAGUUGGUUCUCCUGCUAUGUCGAGCAUCGUGAUCAUCGUGCCAAGGCUUCUCAAGCACAACAUGAGUCAAUUUCAGAGGCACAACAUCGCACCGAACCACAUCUUCGUAGCUCCCAAUUAUGAAUGGUAAGAUUACUUCCUCUAUUACAAAAAUGAGGCCUUCUUUCUCCAACAACGACACCGAGUAAGGAGCUGGAUGUUUUCGUAUCGACAGCCCCAAUUUAGCAAUUGUUCGUGAGCUAAUAAAGUUCGAUUGUCUCUCACCAUUAACGUACACAAAUCACACCUUAUCUCCCAACAAACAGCGAGUGUAAGAAGUCAGGUUACCUUGCUCAAAUUCUGCCAUUGUCGGAGCUCGCAGAAAGUUGUACUCUUCUUCUCCUGUCCACUGAUUUGAACGCGGCUCUGAUACCACUUAAUACGCCCCAGGGGGGCGUAUGUUAUCAAAUUAACGCAGCAAACGACUCAAUCAAAGAAUCGAUUGAGCUCGAAUCAAGAACGAAACGUUCUUAAUACGAACUUGGAUAAAACGGAACCAAAAGGACGAUUCCACACCUGGGGAAUGCUCGAUUGGAAUAAGGGUAUCUGCUCGACCACGAUUGAAGAGGAUAUUCAAUCGAUACAAAGCUCACAAUCUUGAAAUCCACCAAACUCAAAACAAGUUCGCAAACUUGCGCAAAACCAAAGUUUCUAUUCAAUUCAACAAAGUCUGAAUUUUACAACGAAAUAGAAUGGUAUUUAAAGG
Messenger RNA from Linum trigynum, 1686 nucleotides. The record is from the annotation of a GenBank genome assembly. Lineage: Eukaryota; Viridiplantae; Streptophyta; Magnoliopsida; Malpighiales; Linaceae.